AUGCCUUUUCCCUUCAAGCGUGCCCGCGUGCAACAGGAGCCCUCCGCGUUCUCGCGCUCCAUCCUCGACGCGGUCAAAGCGUUCUACGCGCCCCCCAAACAUGACCGUCGACAGCGCGCGUCUCAACAGGCAGUUGCAGCAGCCGCCGCUGCAACCGCUAACGCCGCGUACGUCCCGGUCCGUCAUCCCCACCGUAUCACCCUCCUGCCCCCCGAGGUGCUCGCCCAUGUCUUCGUGCUCGGUGCGGAGGAGGACGCCAUGUUUCCCGUGACGGUCUCGCACGUCUGCCGCGCCUGGCGCUAUGUCGCGCUACACACCCCGCGGCUCUGGCGGCGGAUUACGCUCGACUCUGGCAGUCUCGCGAUGUGGGCGCAGCGCAUCCACCGCGCCAAGGCGUGUACGCUCGAUGUGCAACUCGCUCCACAGGUCGCCCUCGCCCCUCUUCCGUACUUCAACCACGUCCAGCUAUGCAUGCACACUGUCGCGCCGCACGUCCACCGCUGGCGCUCUCUCGAGGUGCGGUUUCGAGGGUACGCUCCUUUCCUGUGGAACGCCGCCCUCUCCGCUGCUCUCACUCUCAUGUACCCGGACAACGACGACACCAAGGAGUUCGCACUCUUCAACGGGUUUGCCCCUCGCCUGCGUCGAGCGACCAUCCACGGUAUCCGGCUCGUGUGGACGCCCUCCCUGUUCCAGAACCUGACCUUCCUCGACUACACGCACCACGGCUUCACGCGCGGGCCCCACGCGUCCGCCGAAGUGCUCUACAUGCUCCAAGUCUCCAGCAACCUCGAAGACCUCCGGCUCGCGUUCCCCUGGAAGGGCGACGCGCCCUCGCGCUACGCUCUCUCCGCCUCCUUCUCGCGCGCGGUGCACCUCCCCCGGCUCCGCAAGCUCGCGCUCUACGUCGAGGGCCCCGACGUGCCCCCCGCGCUCACCUACGCCCUCCCGCACCUCUCGCUCCCCGCCCUGCGCGCGCUCUUCCUCGUCUCCCCGCCCGCGCGCCACGCGUUCCCCCACCUCCGCACCGUCCUCAAGGCCUUCCCGCGCCUCCCGCCCCUGCACCACCUCCACCUCGCGCACGCCUGGCUCGACGACCGCUUCCUCCCCGCCCUCCUCGCCGCCGUCCCGCCCGGCACCCCCGGCGCGCUCACGCUCACGCUCGAGGGCGCCGCGCUCUCGCACGCGCUCCUCGCGGCCGCGCUCCGGCACGUCGCCCCGCGCCGCCUCCGCGCGCUCGCGCUCGUGCGCGCCCCGGCGCAGCUCACCGCGGACGCGCUCGUCGACGUGCUCGGCCGCGUCGCGGGCGCGCCGCUGCAGCUGCAGGCCGCGGGCGCGGGCGCGUUCCGUCUGCCGCCGCCCCCGCUCGCGGCGGUGUACGUGCGCGACUGCGCGGGCGUGGACUGGCGGUCGCUCGCGUGGCUCCAGGCCGCGGGGAUCGCGCUCAGGGUGUGGGAGGGCGGGCGGGAGGUGGACCUGCGCUACCCGCGCGCGGUGAAGAAGGCGCGCUUUCGCUGA
Messenger RNA from Epithele typhae, 1518 nucleotides. RefSeq lists its product as uncharacterized. The record is from RefSeq and is a predicted model, not a curated record. Lineage: Eukaryota; Fungi; Basidiomycota; Agaricomycetes; Polyporales; Epitheliaceae. The coding region runs from base 1 to 1518 and encodes 505 amino acids. The transcript has 3 exons. Gene Ontology annotation, molecular function: protein binding.